AUGGCCUGUCUCAAAAUGCUGGUGGCUCUGCCCACGCCUUUGGGCGGCGAAGUUGCCUCUCUGAUCCGCGAACGCGACCCGAACCACGCCAUCCUCAAGAACGCCCCCAAACGGAUGGAUGGAGACCCGAGCGCGCGAAUCGCGACAGAGGAGGCGAAGCAGAGCGCAGCGCAGCGUGACACGUCCAUGGAAAUCGACGACCCCUCUUCUUCGCGCAACUCCCCUGCAGAAGGAGAUGCCCCCAGCAGCGCGCCGGCAGGAGAUAUUCCCAUGUGGGAGUUUGAGCCUGUCAUGGAUCUGGCUCCAACUGAUGCAGCCUCCGGCGAGCAGCCGCACACAAGCAGGAGAAGGAGGCGCAGAUCACACGGCCGAUCUGGGCAGGAGAGCAGCCCUCAGGGGGAGGAAGCCUUGAAGGACUAUUUCGACAGCCGGUGGGAUGAGCCGCGGGCUCCUGUGCAAUAG
Molecule: messenger RNA, 462 nt
Organism: Coccomyxa subellipsoidea C-169
Lineage: Eukaryota; Viridiplantae; Chlorophyta; Trebouxiophyceae; Coccomyxaceae
Exons: 3
Coding region: 1-462 (153 amino acids)
Source: RefSeq, a predicted model, not a curated record